Messenger RNA from Cryptomeria japonica (Japanese cedar), 2697 nucleotides. Its product is annotated as disease resistance RPP13-like protein 4. Gene Ontology annotation, biological process: defense response. Lineage: Eukaryota; Viridiplantae; Streptophyta; Pinopsida; Cupressales; Cupressaceae. The transcript has a single exon. Bases 1 to 2697 code for a protein of 898 amino acids. Gene Ontology annotation, molecular function: protein binding; ADP binding. The record is from RefSeq and is a predicted model, not a curated record.
AUGGCAUCUGUAAUUGUAGAAAUUGUCGGCGGAAAAAUUUGUGAGAUGGCCAUUGAGACGGCCGUCCACAAAGUAGCUGAAGAAGCAAAGCUGGUGCUGAAUUUCAGAAAAGACUUGCUAUGGUUAAACAAGAAACUGACAUUUAUUAGGGGUUUUCUGCAAGAUGCUGAUCAACAGUCUCGACAUAAGGAGGCAGUGAAAAAAUGGUUGGAGAGCAUUCGUGAUAUUGUCAUGGGCGCAGAGGACAUCUUUGAGGAAUGUGCUGUUGAACCUCAAGGACCGCAUAUUUCGGUCACUGGAUUUUUCGAUGCUGAGUCAAGGAGAACAUAUUUCAGUUGGUGGAUUUUUCGCUACAGGAUGGGGCGGAAAAUCAAAGAUGUCAAGGAGCGCAUCAGAUCUAAUAUCGAAGAUGGCAAGCAGCUGAACCUAUAUCGUCAAGUUUUGUCUGCAGAUGAAGCAUUACCCAGUACAUCUCAAAUUGCAGCUGUAGACUUGAAGAGAUCUUAUCUUCUGCCCAGCGAUUCACAUCCAGUGGGAAUAGAGUCCAAGGUUGAUGACAUACUCAACUUGUUGAACAACCCAGCCUUUCCAGUUAUUGCUGUGGUUGGGAUGGGUGGGAUGGGCAAGACCUAUCUUCUUCAAAAUGUUUACAACAAGGCAAAAGAAAGGUACGAGAAAUGCAUAUGGCUUUCAGUUUCUCAGUCCUAUUCUAUUUCUAUGUUACAGAAAGAUUUAGUCUUUCAGUUAGAUAGAGAUUUAAGUGAGCAGAUUAAAAAUAGUGGAAUAAGUGAUCAGGCAUUAGCUCAGUUGAUUCGUGAAAAGUUGCAAGAGAGAAGGUCAUGUCUUGUUGUGUUAGAUGAUGUGUGGAGGGCUGUUAGAGAAGAAGACUUCUUUACUAAACUUGGCCUCCCAAGUGGAAACGUUAAUAGCCAAUGUAAAAUUGUGGUUACCACACGAAGCAAGGUGGUUUCUACAAAUUUGAAUGCUCAUAUGUAUGAGAUGAAACUUAUGUCAGAUGAAGAGAGUUGGAGGCUUUUUUGUGUUUAUGCAUUUGGAGGAUUCGAGGAAAAUAUAGAGCCGCAGCAGCAGCUGCUAAAAGAGGUGGGUCGUAAGAUUGUGAAGCAAUGUGGAAAUUUGCCUCUGGCUGUGAAAACAAUAGCAGCAUCUCUAGCCAACAAAAUUCUCGACAAAUGGGAGUUGAAGCUCCGUCAGCUGGAACAGGUAAUUAUUUCUGUUGGUGACAAUGAUGACAAUAUCAUGGGUAUUCUGAAAUUGAGUUAUGACUCUUUGCCCGCACGCCUUAAAGCCUGCUUUGCAUAUCUUUCCUUGUUUCCUGAGGAUGAGCAGAUAGAUCCUGAGUAUCUGGUAAAUCUUUGGAUUGGAGAAGGGUUUAUCCCUGCAGGAGAGAACCAAUUGGAUGUGGCAUGGGAUUCUUUACAUCAACUUGUCAAUCUGUGUCUACUUGAGAUGUCUGAAGAUUCAGAUCUAAAUUUUCUGUAUUCUCAUUAUGACCUAACCAAACAUUGCAAAAUUCAUGAUUUGCUGUUAGAUUUGGCCAUCCACAUAUCGAAAGAAAAUAAAUGUGCUCUUUCUGUUGAGGAAGCCUCUACAAAUACAAGUGAUGGUGAUGGCACUGCCUGGUGUCGGGUUUUACUGGCCAAGAAAGAUGUAGAUGACAAUGCCAUCUCAGAGACCCAUCCUCUUUGUCUCCGCACAUUCUCACUCUCUCAAAAUAUGGAGAUUACAAGCAUUCCAGAAAAGUUGUUUAUGGCUAUGAGAGGACUGCGCGUUCUAGAUUUGAGCUUCACAAACAUCUCUACAUUGCCUGCGUCCGUUGGAAAGAUGAAACUUCUUAAAGUCUUGAACUUCAGACAAACACCGAUUGAGGAGGUUCCAAAGUGCGUGAGACAUCUGAAAAGCCUCUUGUUUUUGGCUUUAAAUGAUUCCUGCACUACAUUACCAGCAUGGAUAAGUGAACUUAGAUAUCUUCAGCAUUUAGAAUGCGAGCGGGUUAGGCGCAUCCCGAAGGGAAUAUCAAAGCUGGGCUCUCUGAGAACACUGCGAACAUGGCCGUUGCAGCUGUCCAACUCCAUACAAGAAGGGGAAGAAUUGAUGAGGUUAGAGGAUUUGGGCAAUAUGACUAAGCUUCAGGAACUAUGGUUAGUUAUUCAGAAUGAGAUGGAAUUGAAGACGAUGGGGAUCCUUGCGAACCUGGUGAAGAUGCGUCGUCUGGUAGUCGAAAGUAGAAUAUUGGAAGUUGGGUCAGAAAUCGAUCUACCGCAUAUUCCGGAGAAUAUGAGAGCAAUGAAACAUCUGGAAAGUCUUCGACUAGAAAAGUUUGCAGUGCCAAGUUGGACAUGUGAUUUGGCAAAUUUGAGGGAAUUGCAAUUACUAGAGUGUGAAUGUAGUGAUUAUCCGGAGUUACAAAGACUGCCCAAUCUAGUGUUGUUGUUCUUGUGGAGGAAUGGGAGGUGCAGAGAAUUGCCAAAGGCGUUUGGAAAGUCAGGGGGGUUUCCACGCCUCCGCUUCUUCAAAAUUCAAUAUUUCGAUGAAUUAGAGGAGUUCCCAGAAUUGGAGGAGGGAGCCAUGGCAUGCCUCGAGAAGUUGGUGAUUGCCCGCUGUUAUAAAGUCGAACGAAGUCGGAUUGAAGUGCAAAUCAAAGCCCACAAUCCUUAUAUUAACAUCCAUUUUGUGUAA